Messenger RNA from Cynara cardunculus var. scolymus (artichoke), 954 nucleotides. Its product is annotated as AB hydrolase superfamily protein YfhM-like. Gene Ontology annotation, molecular function: hydrolase activity. The record is from RefSeq and is a predicted model, not a curated record. The transcript is spliced from 4 exons. NCBI's taxonomy places the organism in Eukaryota, Viridiplantae, Streptophyta, Magnoliopsida, Asterales, Asteraceae. The coding region runs from base 1 to 954 and encodes 317 amino acids.
AUGGAUCAGGUUAAGCAUAAUUACGUCCAAGUCGACGGGCUGAAGCUCCACGUAGCAGAGAUUGGGUCCGAAUCAGCACCUGUGGUGCUUUUCUUUCAUGGAUUUCCGGAGAUAUCCUACACUUGGCGCCAUCAGAUGAUUGCGGUUGCAAACGCGGGUUACAGAGCCAUUGCACCGGAUUACAGAGGAUACGGACUAUCCGACAUCCCUGCAGAACCCGAGAAGACGUCAUUCGCUGAUUUGGUCGCAGAUACGGCCACCAUCCUAGAUUCUCUCGCCAUACCUAAGGUAUUUGUCAUUGCAAAAGAUUUUGGAGGAAUGGUUGGCUACAUAUUUUCUCUUUUCUUCCCGGAAAAACUUGCAGGAAUCAUAACACUCGGAAUUCCCUAUAUGCCUCCGGAGGCUUUGCAACAACUUCAAACCCUCCCUGAAGGGUUCUACAUGCGAAGAUGGCGGGAACCUGGAAGAGCGGAAGCUGAUUUUGGCCGAUUUGAUGCUAAAACAGUGGUGAGAAACAUCUAUAUUUUGUUCUCUGGAAGUGAAGUACCCAUAGCCAGUGAAAACCAAGAGAUAAUGGAUUUGGUGGAACCUUUAGCUCCUCUACCCUCUUGGUUCACAGAGGAGGAUCUUGAGACCUAUGCUGCUUCGUAUGCAAAGUCUGGAUUUCAAACUGCAGUCCAAGUUCCUUACAGGUCAUUAUUGGAGAUUGUUCAACCUCCAAACCACGGCCCAAAUGACCCGAUAGUUGUAGCUCCAGCACUUUUUAUCACAGGUGAUAAAGAUUUCUUUUACAACUUUCCCGGUAUGAAAGAUUACCUGAAGAGUGGGAUAGAAAAAUAUGUACCCAAUCUGGAAAUCAUAUACUUGCUUGAAGGUUCUCAUUUCAUUCAUGAACAAUUCCCGGACAAGGUGAAUCAACUCCUACUCAAUUUUCUCAAUCGCAACAAAUAUUAG